AAAGAUUCUCCUACUAUGGCUUUAACAAAAGGUUGCUCACAUAAGAGAAUAUGGUAGAUCACACCUUUGUUCACGUAUUCCAUCCAAACCCACAGCUAGAUUUUAAUGGACGAUGGCUGUAUACUUUGUCUCCGUCUUGUAAUCCAGUUAAGGUUACGUGGAGGCCUGGCUACCGCGUGGGGCAAUCUUUUCAUUUUUCUAUUAGUUUCGUUUCAAAACCUAUACUGCCCAUGUGAGCUGCUCUUCUAGCUAUUGCCAUCUCCACGCACUUCAGCACGAUCGUACAAAGAUUUGCUAAUACCCUUUAUCAUAUCAUGUAGUUUGCUGCUCUCUCUCACACCCUUCUUUGUUCUGUCUUCAGUUUUCAACUUCUACAAAAUAAUUUUCCCUUCAUUUUUUUAUUCCAAGCUAAGGUUUUUGUUUCCAUUGGCUAUUGUCUACACCAUUUUUGUGGUGUUCCGUUGUUGCUGAGAAAUUUUGGACGUAUAAGAGCUGAGAGAGAGAAUCUUGUGGAAUUUGCAAAACCAAGAUUAGAUAUAUUCAGGAGAUGUAAAUUUCCAAGCAAAGAUGACAUCUUUCAGUGGAUUAGGCAUUGGUUUAAGUUUGGUUUUUGGUUGUCUGCUAUUGGCACUUGUUGCUGAGCUUUACUAUUUGCUUUGGUGGAAGAAGAGAAUUGCUACUUCAGAAGUUGAAGAUGAUUACGGCAACUAUGCAAAGGAGCUUAUUCAACUCUUCUGCUGGAAGAAAUCUGCCUCUUUGCAUGCAGCCACCGCUACCAACAACAACAACCAAGAUUUAGUUAAAGACCAAGAUACCAAUGGUGUUGAGCCAGACCUGGAACUUGGCUCAAGCAAGGAUUUACUGCCAAAGGGUUUUGGAGAAGAGGGAGUGGAAUCAGAGCUCAUGAGACUACACAAUCUGGCAGGUCCACCGAGAUUUCUGUUCACAAUCAAGGAGGAAACGAAGGAAGAUUUGGAGUCAGAAGAUAGGAGCAGGAAAGGGUCAAGAACAAGGAGCUUGAGUGAUCUUAUACUAACUGUUGACACUCCUUUUCUUAGUCCUUUGGCUUCUCCACCCAUGAAGUCACCUCCUUUGAACCCCUUAGAUUCUUAUCACCGCCAAGGAUUCAACCCUCUCUUUGAAUCAUCGACAGAUGCAGAGUUAAAUAAGGUGCGAUCUUCCCCUCCUCCGAAAUUUAAGUUCUUGAGGGAUGCAGAAGAAAAGCUUUUAAGACGAUUGAUGCUAGAAGCUGAGAAAAGGGUACAGAGAAAUGGUGGUUCGCUUCAAGAUUCUGGUGUUAAAGCGGUUAACAGUACAACAAUUUUAACAGAAGAUACAGAAGGGUCUUUCCUUAAAUUCAUUGUUGGUAAGAACAGAGAACCUUUCCAAUAUUUACCACAGUACCCUUCAAGUUCUUCUCAGGUACUGCCAUUGGCUUCUUCUCCUACAACAUUCAGACCAUUAGACAAGAAAGACAGUGUGUAUUAGAUUCCUGCUAGAUGAGUUUCUUUUUUUUUAAUUUUAAUUUAUUCUUUUCAUCAUCUACCAAUUAAUUUCUCAAGAUGGUUACUUAUGUACUAAUUUAAAACGUUUUCAGAAAAAAAACAUCUUUUUUUCUGCAUUCUUUAGGGGGUUGAGUUGGAAUCUUUUUAGGGGGAUGGUAGGCUUGUUUUGGUAAGAGGGCCAUGACCAAUCUGCCACAAUUUGUUAGCUAGGCAAGGCAUCUUGAAUUAAGGCAAACUGACAAAUUCUACAGAUUGAUGUUUAGGGAUGUUGGUUAGUUCAAAGUGGGGGGACCUGUGGGGGCAAUCUGGUUUUUGCCCAUUCUCCAUGUCCCCUUAGCCUCGCUUAAACUAGUUCUGAAAGGGCCAACAAUGCUUUUUCCUUUUGUUCUUUACAUUUCUUAAAAUAAUUCUUGUCCUUCUGAGGUUAUAUUUCCAAUCCUGGUACAAGAUACAAAAUGUAUUAUACAUUAGCAAUGAUAGAGGUGAGCAUGAUUAAAGGUUCUAAGCAUUGUUAAGGCAUGUGUUUACGCGCUAAUAAUGUCGAAAUGGUGUACAGCUAAUCCUUCUUUUUUUUCCCCAAUUCAAACAGUUGAAAGUUAUGCAGAAACUUUUCCUCCUUUUCCCUGCCUGAUCCUAGUUGUUGGAGAAAAUUCGCCUUUCGUUAUCUUUUUUGUCAAUCAAAAGUUAUCAAACACACGCAUGAUUGAUAAACUAAAGCUUUCCCACCAAUGUUGUCAAAGCAAGAUUAUGAUUCUAUAUAUAUUUCCUCUCAUCACUUCUUCCUCUGAAAUUGAGUUUACUAUGUAAUGUAAUAUUAAGGCCAACUCCCAAGCCGAAAGGAAGGAAGAAGAAAAAAAUGGGGGUUGAGAUUCAAAAGAAGCCAUUUAAUAUUUGCCUUCAGAGGAGGUAUAAUAUCAACAAAAAGUGCCAAACUUGAUAGGCAUAGCUAGUUGUGAGCUUUUACGUAAACAACAAGAAAUGUCAUUGUUAUCACGCGAUUCGGCCGAAAGUUUUGCCCCCACCUUGACAUCUCCUUUGUUUUCUUACUUAACCCUAACAAUUUUUUUUAUUUUUAUUUUUUCAAAAUUUGAAUCCUUAAAAAAGAUUUCCCUGCUAAAAGUGAUAAAAUCUUCUGCUACAACGUACGGAAAUUUGAAUUGGAGAUAAAAAGAAAAGAUAUGAACCGUUACGUUGAGGCAGGUAACGGGAGAUUGAAGGAAUUCAAAUGUUAGGUUUGAGACCAAACACAGUUUCAUGUCUGAGACCCAGACAUGAAAAAGUAGUCCAAGUGUUGGAGGUCAAUUUUUGUUGGCUUCAUGCCAUUAAAACCCUGAUGACUUUGGUUGAAGACAGGUUUUUUGGGGGGAAAUAUGCUUCUUCAUACUUUUCUUUUGUGGUUCUUCAGGAUUUUUGGAAUCUGGAUUUGCCCACUUCAGCAAAUCAGCACCACUUUUCUUUUCGGGUUUUAUCACCGGCUCAUAUGCCUGCUUGAUUGAUUAAAAAUUGUAAAAUCUAAGACCAGGGCCAGGACCAGCCUAUUGUGGAACCUUGGUGGAAAAAAAAAAAACCUGCUAUUCCCUUGUUACUUGGUCGAUCAAAAUAGGAAUAAUUUAUAAAGCAUUGAUCUUGACCAGCCUACAUAUCGACUGUUGACACAGUAGCUUAACUUAUAAAAGGUAGGCCAACAAGCUUAUUAAAAAUAAAUAUAGGAGUAGUAGAUUAACCUGGUAGCUGUAUUUUGUUGAAGCGGCGGCUAACAAGAUUGCCUUGCAAAAGAAAUAAAAUAUACAACAGAUGAAAUAUGAAUCUAUUUGGACAAGCUAAAGCGAUGUUUGGGCUUAUUCAAUCAUGAAAAUAAAUGCCUGUCGAAACAUAAUUGAGAUUGAAUAAUG
Durio zibethinus is the source of this 3397-nucleotide messenger RNA. RefSeq lists its product as uncharacterized. NCBI's taxonomy places the organism in Eukaryota, Viridiplantae, Streptophyta, Magnoliopsida, Malvales, Malvaceae. The record is from RefSeq and is a predicted model, not a curated record.